This is a messenger RNA of Maylandia zebra (zebra mbuna), 2751 nucleotides long. It is a transcript of the gene sys1, whose product is annotated as SYS1 golgi trafficking protein. The record is from RefSeq and is a predicted model, not a curated record. NCBI's taxonomy places the organism in Eukaryota, Metazoa, Chordata, Actinopteri, Cichliformes, Cichlidae. Gene Ontology annotation, biological process: protein localization to Golgi apparatus; Golgi to endosome transport; Golgi to plasma membrane protein transport. Gene Ontology annotation, cellular component: trans-Golgi network; Golgi membrane.
UGUUGUUAACAGGGUUUAGCUAGUCCAAUGUAGUGUACGAUGAGGCCCGGUUAAGUAACGACAGAAUUUGGGGAACUUUGAAGAGCCAUAGGGAUUAUCGUUGAUCCAGCAUCCUUAAGACUUUCUGACCCGCGGGCAGAUUUUUUUUUUUUAUUUAUUUUUUAGAUCACACCCACAAGUCACAUCUGAUGGGCCAGCAGUUAACAGUUGUUAGCAGUUGUUAACGUCCUUUGUGUCUGUACGUGGAACGUCAGCCAGCAAUGGCCACUCAUUUCCGUAGCUACAUCUGGGACCCGGUCCUCAUCGUGUGCCAGAUCGUGCUGAUGCAGUGCAUCUACUACAGCUUUUUGGGCCUGUGGUUGGCUGGAGUGGACAGCCUUGUGCAGAGUAGUCGGUCAUUGGACCAGAUCUUCAGCUAUCAAGCUCUCGGUUUUGCAACCGUGCAAGGCAGGCUCUCAAUGAUGGCAUUCAUCUUGAAUUCUCUUACCUGCGCCCUCGGUCUGUGGUUCUUCAUCCGCCGAGGGAAACAGUGCCUGGACUUCACGGUCACCGUGCACUUCUUCCACAUGAUCGGCUGCUGGAUAUAUAACGCUCAUCUUCCAGCUGCCUUGUCCUGGUGGCUCGUCAACAUAGCUUGCAUGGCGUUGAUGGCUGUAAUUGGAGAGUACCUGUGCAUGCGGACUGAGCUCAGGGCAAUUCCAGUCAACACUGGACCGAAAUCUAAUCUGUGAAUUUUCUUUGGUGACGGGCUGAAAGAUUGUGAAGGGUAAUUCUUGAGGGACUCACUGAGGAGGGUUUUUUUCCACCCUCCACUCUUGGAAAAGAAAAAGAACAUGAACCUCUGUCAGCACGCAUGUCGGAUUUUCGUGCUUUGUCUGUUUCCAUCAAGUGGUUCACCCUCCCGGACCUGAUCUAUUUAUUCAUAGCUGCACAUUAAAUAUUGGACAGUGCAAAUUUGUAGCAUAUUAAGACACCUGUUUUAAGUCUUUUGAAAGCACAUGCCAGUUUACAUCCUCCUCUAAACUAAAUGACUACAAAUGUUUUUUAAGUAAGUUUUUAUGUUGAAAUUCAUUAUUUUCAUUCCUUAAUUUUAAGACUUUUUUUUCUGAUUGUUGUUAAAUUUAGCAGACAUACACAUACGCAAAUUAAAAAGCUCUGUCCUAACAGCACUUUAAAGAUGACAUCAAAGUUUUAGUUACUGCUUCUUAAAGCUGCUUUUAAACGUUAAAUAUGGGGAGAAAUGUGUUUUUAGACAACAAAAAGGUACAGUGCUUAGCAGAUUUAUUAGAUCAUCUGUCACAAAGACAAAUAUUUUAGAAAUCUGUCAAAAAACUUCACCUACAAAAACAAAUGUUUCAAAUCUGUAAUGGAUGUAAAACAACAACUGUAAUUUGGCACCUUAAUAAAGAAAAAGUGCUUUUGCACCAUUUUAGCUCUUUUCUUUGGUAAAACUGUAAAUUUGAAAAUAAUUGAUAAUAAUUAUAUUUUAGUACUAAAAAUAUCAUUUCAGCUGCACAUACUGGUGGAUUAACCAUUACAGAAAAAUAAAAAAUUAUUUUUAUUGGUAAUUUAGGGCAGCUGUGGCAUAAAUCUUACACUGGUGGUCUAAUAAAUUUGUUAAGCACUGUAUGCUAAUCAGUAGGUCAUCAUGUAAAUCCAAAUAUAGGAAAGAUUUUAUGCGUCAUAAUUCGAGCUCAAUAAGUGGUCCAAAGUAAUAAAAACCAGGCUCAAUUUGAUGUUUCCUACAUUCAGCCUCCUAAUCCUUGUUAAAUGCUUUUCUUUUUGAGUCUGUACCACAUUUUGCACAGCAAGCAUUGUUGGGUUCUGUCUCUUUAUGGCAUGAUGUAUUAUGCAAACCGUUUGGCCACUUUGGGGACAGUUUGUCAGCCACCAGCUGCGUUCUGACAGCUGGCUUUGUCUGUGCUUCUGAAAAAUUGCUGUUUGGGGAGGAUGUGAUGGGGAAAGUCCUAAAAUGUGCGGCUCUGAUGUCUUUUUUUUUUCCUCCUUUUUGGAGCAGUGUCAGACUGCUCAUUUCGCUGGUGACGUUUAAACUCUUAACAGAAUUGACUUUUUGUCUUUAAUGUGUUACAGCUCAUGCUACACACGCUCGAGAUGCUCUUCUUUAGACUAUCAGUUUAAAACCUUUGCAGCUUUGAUGGUGCGGAUGAUGCAGUGUCUUGUUUUGCAGUCACGUUUUCCUAAGGUGUGAAAUGAGUUUAUAAUUAUGAUGCAGGGGGCGAUAUUGGAAGGUGCAGCCUCAAAUUGGAAAGCAGCUCCCAUUCAAGCUGCUUUGAGUAGGAACAGAAAAAGCUAGCCUGUCCAAAGAAUGUAAUCCAUCACCUCUCAAGGUAAUUAGCGUGGUAUAUCGAUGACUUGUUGUCUUAAAUAUGCAUAAUAUUAUAAUGAGGGAGGUCUUGCCUGAGCUGCUAGUAAGCAAGAAGUGAAAAGUGUCAGGAUUUCUUCCCAUCCUCCCAUUUAAGCAGUAGCUUCAUAUUUACUCCACAGAAGAGAUGUCAGGCUUAAAGUCCACUUUGAUCUUAUGUGGGCCGAACCAGUAAAACUCCAGUUUCUGUCCGUGUACACAUUUCAUCUUAAUGUAAGAUAAAAGUGCAAUUUUAACAGUAUGACUUGGUUUUUUUUACAUGACAAAGAAAUGCAGCGCUAUUGUAAAUGAAAGAAAACCUGUCAGUGCAACCUGUUGGGCUUCACUGUAAGAAGUAAAUGUGUAAAAUACAGGAGUCUGUAACUUAA